This is a messenger RNA of Pseudomyrmex gracilis, 1789 nucleotides long. RefSeq lists its product as uncharacterized. NCBI's taxonomy places the organism in Eukaryota, Metazoa, Arthropoda, Insecta, Hymenoptera, Formicidae. The record is from RefSeq and is a predicted model, not a curated record. The transcript has 2 exons. Bases 228 to 1220 code for a protein of 330 amino acids.
CGUACGAAGUCGGUGAAUUUGUGCGAGAGAAUACGAAACACUUCGAUCCGGAGUCGCGAAGCAACCGAAAGACGCGAAGAGGCGACACGACUUUUGCGGCGGGGGGUUGAAAUCGCAAUCCUCCCAAAGAGAGAAGGAAGAAUCGUCCUAUUUACGAGACGAAAGAAGAAACACUCGCAGGGGGAGACCGACGUAUCAGAUUCGCAGACAGACGCGAUAUCGCGACGAUGGUACCGAUCCUGCUGAUACCCGUAAUCGGAUUCGUGGCGGCAAAUCCCCUUCCAGACGCGCUGGAUAACCGAUUGGUUUCUCAAAUUCAAAAGGCGCUCUCGCGAUCCGCGGAGAGUCGCCUCGACACAAUGCACGAGAGUCCAAACAAAAUGAACAAAAUGAUGGAAAAUAUAAAUAAGACGCAAACGGUUCUGCCGAAGCGCACGAGCGAUCGUCUCAGAGCGUCCGGUUUGGAAACGACGGACGGAUUCAACGAAUUUGUUGAGAAACGGACGAUAGGGCGAAAACACAAGGCUAUAUUCGUGGAUUAUCCUCUGAUACCGCAUUACCCGAGGGUGCCCGCGUACGAAGUCGACGACUCAUCGGAGAUCACGACGAAAGACAGAUUGUCGGGGGAGUCCGAGAGAUAUCAGGAGAGCGAUAUCUUCUACAUACGACUGCCGCCCACGCCGUACAUGUUCGUGCCCGGUCUUGGCUACAUUUCGCAGCCGCCCGCAUACUCGACCGCCGCCCUGAAGCCUCAAAUAUCUCUCAUCGCCCAGACGCUACCCCAGCUGUCACCCCACAUGAGACCCACGGUGCGACCUCAACCGGCGGCGGCGGCGGUGGUGGCAGCAGCCUCGCAGCAGACCGUUAAUCCUUUCAUUAAAUUGCCCAUAGACUUUGUGAGCAACGGCAAGCCCACCUCCGUCUACCAAUGGCAGAAGAAGCCCGGCAAGAAGCCGACCGACAGUCCAAUCACCAACCUGGACGAGCUGUCAGCCGGCUUUGUGAGCAACGGUAAGCCGACCUCCGUUUAUCAGUGGCAGGCGAAUCUCAAACCGGCAAAGAGGCCGGACAAUUCGCUCAACAGCCUCGAUAUGGGGCCUUACACCUUCAAUGGCAAAUUGACCGGCGUGUACCUGCUCGGGGCCGACGGAUCGUCCUCCGUGCGCCAACCCAUCCGGUAUCCCGAUUAUCAGGACAAUUAUCAAGCCACGUACUACUGAGCACCCGUUCCCGCUAAUUCGCAAACGUCGACUGCGAGGCCGCGACCGUACAAUUUGCAACUUCGUAUCUUUCGUGGCGAAUAUGUUACGGAGGAGUGACAAGUGAUUACACACACGUGUGUUCCGAACUUGGAAUGUGAUACUUGGGUCGCGAUAAUAGUUACUUGCGAAUCUUGACGGGGAAGAGAGCAGCCAAGUGAAUCUAAGUACGCGGAACUCGAGUCUGCUACCGGCGAUAAUAACCACGUGUCGAAUGUUCCAGGCUCUAUAAAUCAUAAUGAACGCGCGCUGUACAUUUGUAAAUUACGUCUACCUACCUACUCCUCGCGUCGCAAAAACAUCACGCGCUUCAUUAUUGAUAUCUUACUAAACGCGCGGGAGUUGCGAAAACGCGUGCGUUUCUCGCUUUCGGAACAAGCGUGCCGAGCGUCCUGAAAUUCGUUUGUUACAUCCUGUAAUGUCGCUACGAUGUAUUCGACGCUUCAUCUGUUUUUGUAAAGUGUACAGAAAACGCGAAAUUUUACGUAAAAGUUUAAAACAAAAUAUUUAUUUUUUACUAUAUUUUUAUA